AUGUUACAACACCAAUGGCAUCAGCAAUGUGCAACUAAUUUGAGCUUGACAUUGUCGACAAAGGAUGAAAUUGAUAAGGAUCUCGAAGGUGUUGAACUCCUUACUGUUCUUCACAUUAUAAGCAUGGCAAGGAAUCAAAAUCAAAUCAGAAAAAAGACACAUUUUAUGGCCCAGAAUGCAACAGUUUUUAUUGAGGAAACAUUUUUGCAAUCCUGGCUGAAAAUAGCCUUUCAUAUUUUUAACUUGAUCACACUCAGUAAAGUUUCGGCAAAGCCUUGGUUCAAUUUCCCUUCUAUUGACUUCCUUUUGAUUAUCAGAAGCAACACUCUCAAGUACAGUAAUAGCGAUGAUGUGAGCAGUGGAGACGUAAAUCAUUCAACCAGGAAUAACAUUAAAGUUGGGAAAAAUCACGCAGGAUUAUGUGAUAAUUUUCUUGAAAAUUUAUGCCUUUGUUCAUCCGUGGGUACAAGCUGGCUAAAGAUAUCUAUCAAUGAAAGCAAUUUUACAUUCUUUUAUGAUGCGAACAAAAUAUGA
This is a messenger RNA of Echinococcus granulosus, 534 nucleotides long. RefSeq lists its product as hypothetical. The coding region runs from base 1 to 534 and encodes 177 amino acids. Lineage: Eukaryota; Metazoa; Platyhelminthes; Cestoda; Cyclophyllidea; Taeniidae. The transcript is spliced from 5 exons. The record is from RefSeq and is a predicted model, not a curated record.